UAAUUUCUCACUGGGAGAGCAGGAGUAAAAGCAAGACCAUAGGAUAUUACAGUUAUAGAUGGGAGAUCAUACUAUUCUCUCGAAUCCAGCUCGAUUACUCGCUCUGCUCUCGUUAUCGUAAGCACCCAUUGAGUCGCUCCACGACCUCAAUUUUUCGGUGUUAUUGCGCCUCGUAACGGAGACUUUAGAACUAAACUCAGAGGUAGAAAUAACGGGUUUUAGUAUUUCUUAGAUUCCUUUAUAUUUUCUGCAAAAAUAACGGGUUUUAGAUUGUGUUCUUGAGACUCCUCUCUUAUUCACUGUCAAUAAAAUUAAUUUAUCCUUUGCUCGAUCUGCGCGCGUUGCAAAUAUUUGCUAGUAGAUCCUACUGAGCUCGAGAUAUUGAAGAGGCCAUAUCAAUGCGCUCGGUCGCUUCUUUUACGUUGAUGGUGGUGAAAGAGAUUGAUUUCGCAUGCUCGACCGUGGUGAGAGAUCUUCGUCUUCGCCGCUCGUCGACCAGUACAGUCGAUCCAUGUUUGUCACGUACCGGCUGAUCGACGCUACGUUACCAGCUUGAUCCUCGCGGGAUUUGCAAGCUCUUUCGAAGAGCAAUACGUUUUAACGCGCACAGUGGCAUCUCCCUCCCACGUUUCUAUCGUCCCCUCCUCUCUCCUCUCACUCUGUCUCUCUCCCAUCUCUGUCUCUCUCCCACCUCUGUCUUUCUCUCCCUCUCUCUUUCAUUCUACGUGCUGCGGACUUUUUGGGAUCUCUUGAGUAGGGCGCAAAUGCACACGAGCGCGACGCGCAGAUAGGAACGUAGGAACAGAGAGAAACGAGCAGCCGGAUAAAACGAGCGGGUGAGCGAGUGAGCGAGCAAGCGAGCGAAGGCGCGCGCGUGCGACGUCUCGCCGUACGAGGGCUGAGAACGACGACGCAGCGUGCUUCGCGACGAACGGAGAGAGAGAGAGACGAAAACGCGGUAUGGAGACCCUCGAGUCGAGCCGCGUGUGCCGCCUUUGCGGCCAGCAGUCCGGCAUAUCCAUCAAUAUCUUCGACGAGAAUGAGAACCACGUCAGGAAAAUCAACGCGAUGCUGCCGAUCAUGGUGCAUGAGAUGGACCUGCUGCCGAAGCAUAUGUGUCAUCGGUGCAGCUACAAACUGGAGGAGUUCCACAAAUUCUACAUAGAUAUCCUGAAGACGGACGCGACGCUAAAAGGCCAGCUUUCGUGGAUGCAGAAAGGUCGCGGUAGAGAGAAGAUCGGUGUACCAAUGGUGCAUAUCGAGAACGUGAACAUCAAAACGGAGCCGUUGGACUAUGACGUGUACGAGCUGGAGCCAAUAGUCGAAAACAUCGACUACAUCAACUCGAUGGCAAACUCUGUGGCAUUCCCAGCCAGCUGCAUUCGCGAGGGUUUGACGUACGCGGCGUUCUCACGUUGCCGAUGUUGCUGUGAUAAGGACCAAAGCAGGCGAAGGACUACGGCGGAACGGCUGUGUCGGAAUUACAAGGGCUCGGUGUCGAGGUGCGCCGAGAUCGCGGAUGAUCCACGGCGAAGAACUGCUCUCGAUGGUGCUUGCGUCAGAUUGAGGUCAACCAGGAGGAAAGUAUUCGCACGUGCUACGCUUCAGGACCGGCCACGAGACCAUCUGUCGCACCUCGAAAGCGCCGUAGAAGAGGCGCGAGUUUGCGUCACCAACACGAAAACCAAAGACAUGCCCGCUCUGAACACGCGGGAUCAUUUUCACGACAGUAGAUACGCAACAAAUGCUGGAACGGCCCUCCAGGUAGCUGAUUUUUCCAGGAGUACCUUGGUGAGGAAUCUGAGACCUAGGAAAAACUUGGUGAAUUACGCGAUGAGCAAGAAGCAAGCGUCGAGCAAUGCUCCGGGACCAUCUACGGGGAACAAGACAAAUCUCGUUACCUCGAAUGUAACUCCCGCCUUGGACUUCGAGCUGACGCGGCAGAUCAAAGUGGAGCAAUUGGAGUUAGAGGGACGCACCUUGAGACCGAGGAAAUACGUUGUAGAUUAUUACGGACCUAAGAGAAAGAGCGUAACGUCAGAAUUGGUGCAUCGCGAGCAGGAAAAGGAAUCGCAGCUACCACAUCGCACGAAGAGACGCAAACUGGAGGACGUAAGUCGGAAUUCAAAGCUACAAUCGAAAGACAAGAAUACUCCGAACGAUCUGGAGAUGAUGAUAAAGAAGGAGAUUUCGGACGAUCUUGAUAAUACGAUUCUCGGCGAAACGACCAGUACGAUGUCUACAUUGCCGAAAAUCGCCGAUUUGCCAGCGAAGAUGAAAGCGUUGGCUACCGAUACCGGUGUCAAUCUGCGAGACAAUGUGAACUAUCUUAGAACAAACCGAUCGCAAUCCAGUGGUAAAUUCCAGCUGGUUAAACGAAAGCCAGUCGUUGCCAAUGGCACCGAGAAUAGGCUCAAAAAAUCGAAUAAAAUCGGUCGUUUAUCCGCGGCGAAUUAUUCGCCCAAAUAUCUGAGAAGUCAGGACACCUACCUAAGAAAUGGUAAAACGCGGAAGUACGAUUACGUGGAAUGGUCGAUGAAGAGGCUGCGUACGAAGAAACUGAUGCAUGCGGUCGCGAAGAACGCAAAGAAGGUGCCGGCGAUGCUGAAAUUGGCCGAGAGCAUCAAGCAUUAUUGCGAAACGUGUAAUGUUAGCUUUAUGAACAUGGAACUAUUUAGGUUGCAUGCGUGCUAUUACGAUUGAUUUUCUCUUUUAUCAUGUGAUUUUCGAGCUACCGGAAUACGAAAGGCGUCGAAAAAUUUAAGACGAUUAUGGCUUUCUAAAAUGAAAAGAGACAUUCGAUAGAAUGACAAAAAGUUUUGUCAUUCUAUCGAAUGACGUCAAGACAGAUAAUUAACAUUUAUCAUUAUCGAAGAUUUUUCGCGAUUGAGAGUGCACACAUAUAUAUUCAUAUAUAUACAGGCGAUGUUAAUUUCCAUUACCCGGGUAUCUCGUUCUUGCAGUGGGAAGAAUUCCACUUAUAUUCAAGUAUCUGGAAGAUAACGGGAUGAUUAUCCCUAAAAAAUGUGCCUCUCUGCCUCUAAAAAUUUUAACGAAUUUCUAUUAAUUCAAGAUAUUUUCACAAUAUUAGUGUCGACUAUUUGAUAUGUAAUUUUUUUUCCUUUCACAAAAUUAGAUCUCGAUUAAGAACAUUAUGAACGAAGAUGUGUGCAUAUUUAUUUACGAAUUUAUGGUGCAUUAAACUAUGACAAUUGUCACGACAUACGCUUAAGAUUUUAUGUAGUAAUACACGAGUCGCCUUCAGAGAAUAAGAGUAUAUACAUAUACACACAUAUAUAUACAUACAUAUAUAUAUACACAAUAUAUAUGUAAUAUAUAUAUAUAUAUAUAUAUAUAUAUAUAUAUAUAUAUAUAUAUAUAUAGAGAUAUAUUUUAUGAAAUAUGAAAAAAAAAAAAAAUAUAUAUAUAUACCGAAAUCGAUGAGACCAUGUGAUAUGUUGUAGAAAAAUAAGAACUGAUUUUUUGGAGGACCUUCGCGAUAUAUAAAUCAGCGUACGUACUAAUUGAGUAUCUUUUUGCGUUGUUCGGAAAUUUUAUACAUCAACCUCGACGUGAAAUAAAAAAUUGUGUAAAAAUAUAUAUUAAUAAUGUAUGAAUAUUUAUAUUUUCUUCACAAUAGUUUAACGCAUACUAUGUAUUUUCUUUUAGAUCAGCAUCAUGAUAGAGAAUAUUAUCGAUGUACCAUUAAAAUUAAAUUAUAAAAAAAAGUGAUUCUAUGUGUUUUAUACUAAAUGUGGUUUAUACUAAAUUAUGAAGAGCUAAUAGUAAAAAAAUGUGCAUACAAAAAAAAAUUUCCAUUUUUUAAAAAGACUUUAUAGAGAUAAGUCCUCUAAUUGCGCAAUGAACUUAUCAAAUAACUAAGUACGCUAUUAUUUUAGUAUUAUUCACGAAACAUUAUGAAAUAAUAUUUUUAUAUCACAAUCAAUUCACAGUGACUUGUUGCGGCACUAACUGCAUUGUGCAAUCUCUAAUUGUUGCAAAGUGUUUCUCCGAAUUAUCCGUCUGUUAAUAUGCAAAUAAAGAGAUUGUUAUUUAGUAAA
Messenger RNA from Odontomachus brunneus, 4061 nucleotides. RefSeq lists its product as uncharacterized. The transcript is spliced from 3 exons. Gene Ontology annotation, molecular function: zinc ion binding. NCBI's taxonomy places the organism in Eukaryota, Metazoa, Arthropoda, Insecta, Hymenoptera, Formicidae. The record is from RefSeq and is a predicted model, not a curated record. Bases 961 to 2703 code for a protein of 580 amino acids. Gene Ontology annotation, cellular component: nucleus.